GUUGGCUUGAACACCGGACAGGGCAAAAUCCGAUUCGAAUCAUUUCACACCCGAGUCUUUUUUUAUUAUUAUUAUAUUUUUCCGCCUUUAUUAUUAUUAUUAUUAUUAUUAUUAUUAUUAUUAUUAUUAUUAUUAUUAUCCUUUAUUUUCUUCAGAAUGGCUGGCAGGUUUAUUUUCUGCAUCUCUUUUUUGAUUGCACUCAUUCAGUCUGCGGCUUCUGAAGAUUUGCGCAAGAAGCAUUUGAACACCGUUGCGCACCAGGAUUCCGACUCAGACAGUGAAGGAACUGCAAAGGAGGAUAAGCCGAUAGGGAUCUUUAGCAGGAGACGUUCUCAGUCCCCACCGAGGCAGCAGGUGACGAAAUUGAAUCGAACUGUGAAAACCGAGAGGCCCAGACCUGAGACGGGCAACACAAGUCCUGGUUCGAGGCGACAAUGCGCCCGGGUGAUGGAGUCCUGCUCGAUACAUGUUUCUUGCUGCAAUCCCUGUGCCCUUUGCCAUUGUCGGCUCUUCAACACGAUCUGCCAGUGCUGGAGGAUUGGCGUGUGCUCAAAAAAGAACUAAGUACUGAGUACUAGGUAUAGAUUUUUGAGCCGUAAAUAAAUCAUCUCUAACACGUCAUAAACGCAUUCCGCAUCGGCUCUUUGGUCCAGACUGUUUCCGAGUAGACUUGCGCAAAAGUUGCGGGAAUGUAGUAGACUCGACAACAAAAGCCGAAUGUUCUUGUUCCCUGAUUUAACCAUUCACGACAAGUUGGCAGUCACUCACACACUCAUUAUAGUAAAUAUCUAUAGUAUCUAUAGUAUCUUUACUAUCUAUAUCAAAUAGUAAAGCAACCAAGUUCCCCCAGAAUGCAAAUGGUGCACGCAAUCAUAUAAAUUAUAUGUAUGCAUUUUAUCUUCUGAUUCAUCUGCAAUGCUUUGAGAUAUGAGACAUAAAAUAUUCACAAUAACGCACCUGUCUACUGUAUACUGCUUUUGUAUUGCAUACAAUUUGUACUAGGCAGCAUUUUAACCAGAGAUGUACCUUGACAAGUUUCCUCGUAAUCGCGUUUUACUCGCUUCUGUUUGUAGUAUCAGUGGUGUAACCAAGGGGGUUAGAAGUAAGUCACUUUAAAAAAGAUGGCCCUAUAUGGCCUAUAAAUCUUAAAAAGAAGAUGUUCUGACUGCAUCUUAGGUUAAUGACCAAGGCUGUAGUACACUUGUGUUAAAUCACAAAAACCAGCGAUAGCCAAUGGAUUUACAUGGAAAUGCUCAAAUUGAUCAAUUUAGUCGUGUUAGUUUACCAUUUGUAAAUGGACAGAGUUGUGCAAGGUCCAAGAUUUCAUGUUGGCUGAUAGUUGGUGGACUUUAAGGAACUAUUCUAGCGUUCUCAAACCAAGAAUCAGACAAGAAACAUCAACCUUCAUCUUCUUCAUCCCACAAAUUGCACAAGUUGGCUACGUGUCAUUGUAGCCUUCUCCAGACAAUGGACAGUAUUUAUGUUGGACAUUGCAGCCUGUCACAGCACAGAAGAUUCUCUUCCAUUCAGACCACCCAUUAUGAGUCCAUGUAGGAUGCUAAAAUGUUUCUCCAGUGGGUGGAGGAAUCCUGAGUGUCCUUGUGGUUGAACCUUGAGGUUCUGCCCAAAGUCGUACCCACUUUUAUUUGCCAUUUGUAUUGCACAUGACAUAUUUUAUUACAGGUAACUCUGCCCAGUAGGUGCCAUAUGGUACAUUUGUUCAUUGAUGGUUUUGCUCAUGUUAAUCAUUCUGAGUUAAUUGUUCUAAUGUUGGCACCACAAAUUAAUGUACAGUCUUUGAUGAUAUGCCUGUAAAAGACUGACAGUUACUGGGGCAAUAUUCCACAAUCAGUGCACAAUUCUUUCAAAUUUACCAAUACUACGCUGCAAUACGCUCCCACAGUCUUUCCAGUCUUCAAUAUCAGUCUUUAGACAGUCUAAACUAAAAAUAGUCUUGGUUUAUCUAUCUUGUCUGCAGAACAUGAAUAGCAUUUAGCAUGAUCUUUGUUUUUCUUCACACGAAAAAACGAAUCUUGUUUCCGAAGUGGUUCUGAAACAUAUUUGACAACUGGCAGUGCUGCCUUGAAAAUUGGUGUUUAUUUAUUUAAUCCUGGGUGUAAAAGUGUUAAAAGAUUAUUUGAAUUACAAUGUCUUAACCCAUCCAAUAAAAUUCUCACCAGAACCAAAUUUGUGUCCAGAGUGUUUAAUUUUUACGAAGCGUCACAUAAAAAAUAAAGAGAGAAAAAGCAUUCCAUUGUGAACAGUUCUUUAAUAAAUCCUUUUUGAUUUUUCUCAACACAUGGCAUAACCCUGAAGAAAGGAGUCUAGAGGUUUUCGACGGAAAAUGAUUGAACAUCGCCUUCGGGACGAUUCGGAACAUGGAAUAUUAACUCAAUAUUCAAUUUGGAGACUUCGGACUGCGGAAAUCCCUUUUGAUCUUGUUUUCUUUUGUUUCAAUACAGCAGUAUUUUCUAUGAUCAGUUACUUGUUGUUUUCAUGAAGUCUGUUCCCCAAUGUUUUAUUUUUUUUUCCAUCUAUGAGAUUCUCUCAGAUUUUCAAUAUAGUGUUGUUCACAAUGUAAAGUCAUCUCUGAAAAGUACUUUUCAUUUUUAAAAGUACAUUUCUUUUUUUUUUUAGGUGCCAGAAUUUACACAUUCUAAAACUAGACAUUACAAAAACACAUUUUAUUGCUCUUAAUAAUAUGUAAAAACCUCUGUAGCCAAAGGUUUGCUGUACAGAGGUGUCAGGUUUGGAUUGACCAUGAACAAUAUAUUAGAAUACUGCAUGGUUUGAUCUGUUUAUGAUUAUACAGGUUGGAUUUUGUAUCCCAUAAUGCCCUGUAACCUAGACGAUUAACACUGAUAUUAUUAACAAACGGUAUGGCAUACUUUUUGUCCAGUUACAGUUAUGUUUAAUGAUGCAAAACAAAUAAAAAAAACAUAUUCAAACAAGAUUAUGAACAUACUAUGGUUUUGAGAAAAGCUAGAAUAAUGGUGACUCAUCGAAAAAAUCUAAAUUGAAGACUGGUGCUGCAACUGGAGUUCCUUGAGGUGCAUAUUAGUAAGGGUUAACUGUACUAAAUCGUUUUACAUACUGAAAGAAAAAGCAAGAUUGUUUCCUUGCUGGAGUCUUUGAGUUAGCAUCCAUGCCCCUAGUUCGUAAACUAAAACAACAACAACAAAAGAAAAGAAAAUAAGAGAUAAUAAUAUAUAUUCUUAAAAGAUUUAUUACCGAGAUAUUUUCACCUUGAUGUUGCCUUUGCUUUCAAUGAAUAAUUUCUCCUUGAUACAAACAAUUACUGGGCACCGUAUAUCUUCUUCACUACCCUUCAUAUUUUACAACUUGUUUUUCCUGGCUGCGUUUUCAGAGUCCGAAGAAAAGGAAAAGGCAUGUCGAUUUGGACACGUGGACUACACGCCUCGCGUUUUUUUAUUGAGCAUAUAAAAUUUUUAUGUGUUUUGGUUUCGGUUAAAGCGCAAUGCUCACGUACAAUUGUACAUAGCCUGGGUCACUGGGAGAAAUGUUCAUCCUGAAGAAGGUCUUCGCCGGUUGAUUCUUUGUCAUGAAGUAUAUAAAUUUCCCAAAAAUUACGCAAAAAAUCGGUUAGACGUUAAAUCAAUCUUCUGCUUCUUCGCCCUUCUUUU
Molecule: messenger RNA, 3644 nt
Organism: Silurus meridionalis
Lineage: Eukaryota; Metazoa; Chordata; Actinopteri; Siluriformes; Siluridae
Gene: asip2b
Product: agouti signaling protein, nonagouti homolog (mouse) 2b
Exons: 4
Coding region: 157-564 (135 amino acids)
Biological process (GO): hormone-mediated signaling pathway; positive regulation of feeding behavior; neuropeptide signaling pathway
Cellular component (GO): extracellular region
Molecular function (GO): neuropeptide hormone activity; type 1 melanocortin receptor binding
Source: RefSeq, a predicted model, not a curated record